Messenger RNA from Camellia sinensis, 653 nucleotides. Lineage: Eukaryota; Viridiplantae; Streptophyta; Magnoliopsida; Ericales; Theaceae. The record is from RefSeq and is a predicted model, not a curated record.
AUGAAAAGUAGUUUGAGAGGUGGCAAUAGCUUUGCAUUUAUUUCUCAUGAUAUUAAUGCCCUUGAGCACUCUAAUCAGGUCAACCUGCCCAGAGUGACUGUUGUAAUGCCUUUGAAAGGCUUUGGAGGGCACAAUCUACAUAAUUGGAGAAUUCAGUCCAGUUAUAAGCAAAUACAUGUAGCUAGACAUACUCCCAUUGAAGAGUCAAUAAUUGCAAAGAGUUGCCCGCCACCGUCGCAAGGAAGGGAAGCUUUUGGCGGCGGAGGAAGAGGAGGCGAUAGAGGCAAUGGAAUGAGAGAUCGCGAUGGCCGCGACGGCGGAGGAAGGGACAGCAGAGGCCAAGGCGGUGGAAGAGGAGGAAUGAAGGGGGGGAGUAAGGUCGUGGCUGAGCCGCAUAGACAUGAAGGAGUGUUCAUUGCUAAGGGUAAAGAAGAUGCGCUUUGCACCAAGAAUAUGGUCCCUGGUGAAGCCGUCUACAGCGAGAAGAGGAUCUCUAUUCAGAUUGAUGAUGUUGGCAUGGAUGCAGUGAUGUUUUUGGGCCAAAUUGAUGAUGUUUGCAUGGGCGCAAUUUAUAUUAUAUUUUUAUUUAUAGAAAAUAUGUACACCUGAUAUGUUUUGUUAUUAAGAUUUUUUUUUUUAAAUUUAGAUUUUAA